This is a messenger RNA of Grus americana (Whooping crane), 1167 nucleotides long. RefSeq names its product thyrotropin-releasing hormone receptor-like. The coding region runs from base 1 to 1167 and encodes 388 amino acids. NCBI's taxonomy places the organism in Eukaryota, Metazoa, Chordata, Aves, Gruiformes, Gruidae. The transcript is spliced from 2 exons. Gene Ontology annotation, molecular function: thyrotropin-releasing hormone receptor activity. Gene Ontology annotation, cellular component: membrane. Gene Ontology annotation, biological process: phospholipase C-activating G protein-coupled receptor signaling pathway. The record is from RefSeq and is a predicted model, not a curated record.
AUGGAGAACGGCUCGGCCAGCCCGGGAGCCGCUCUGGACGGCAGCGGCAAUCAGACCCUGGGCAGGAUGCCCCGGCAGCCCCUGGAGCUGCAGGUGGUCACCAUCCUGCUGGUGCUGCUCAUCUGCGGGGUGGGCAUCGCGGGCAACGUGAUGGUGGUGCUGGUGGUGCUGCGCACCAAGCACAUGGUGACCCCCACCAACUGCUACCUGGUGAGCCUGGCGGUGGCCGACCUCAUCGUGCUGCUGGCUGCCGGGCUGCCCAACAUCUCAGAAGUGGUGGCUUCCUGGGUGUACGGCUACGCCGGCUGCCUCUGCAUCACCUAUUUGCAGUACCUGGGCAUCAACAUCUCCGCCUGGUCCAUCACCGCCUUCACAGUGGAGCGUUACAUCGCGAUCUGCCACGCCAUCAAAGCGCAGCUCCUGUGCACCGUGUCCCGUGCCAAGCGCAUCAUCUCCUCGCUGUGGCUCUUCACCUCCCUCUAUUGCCUCAUGUGGUUCUUCCUGGUGGACACGACCCAGGUCACCUUCUCGGAUGGGGCACAGGUCAGCUGUGGCUACCGGGUCUCCAGAAGCCUUUACAUGCCCAUUUACUUCUUGGAUUUUGCUGUCUUCUACGUCAUCCCGUUGGGGCUGGCAACUGUCCUCUAUGGCCUCAUUGCCCGCAUCCUCUUCAUGAGUCCUCUGCCCGCCACCCCGCAGCACUCCUGCCUGGGCUCCACGCACCAGGGUGGCUCCCUCAAACUUUCCUGCCGGGGCACCAAGGGGGCCCUGAGCUCCCGCAAGCAGGUGACCAAAAUGCUGGCUGUCGUGGUGGUCCUCUUCGCCCUUCUGUGGAUGCCUUAUCGCACACUGGUGGUGGUGAACUCCUUCAUGGACCCUCCGUACCUGAACACCUGGUUCCUUCUCUUCUGCCGCAUGUGCAUCUACCUGAACAGUGCCAUCAACCCCAUCAUCUACAACCUCAUGUCACAGAAGUUCAGGGCUGCCUUUAGGAAGUUAUGCAAGUGUGAAGAGAAGAGUGCCGAGAAUCCCAUGCCGUACACCGCGCCGGUGUACUACAGUGUUACGAAGGACUAUUCUCAUGACAGCUCCGAUCACAACGUCACCGAACAUGAAGAUCUGAACAGUCUCCCAGCACCUGCAAAGAAGAACAAGCCUGCCAAAUAA